Poeciliopsis prolifica (blackstripe livebearer) is the source of this 5503-nucleotide messenger RNA. It is a transcript of the gene ube2r2, whose product is annotated as ubiquitin-conjugating enzyme E2R 2. Gene Ontology annotation, biological process: protein polyubiquitination; ubiquitin-dependent protein catabolic process. Gene Ontology annotation, molecular function: ubiquitin conjugating enzyme activity. NCBI's taxonomy places the organism in Eukaryota, Metazoa, Chordata, Actinopteri, Cyprinodontiformes, Poeciliidae. The record is from RefSeq and is a predicted model, not a curated record.
UUCCUUUGGUGUGCAUAGAUGUCAAUCCGCCAUGGUCCACUCAUGACCCGCUGGAUCUGGUGAUCAAGGCAGCGCUGCGUGUCCAUGUCGGAUUUCCCAUGUAUUAACUUCAAGCAUGAAGUCCUCAACAGAGCAGUCAUCCCACAGUUUGCUGAUCUGUGGCCCCUGGGUGUCACAAGUGGAAUGAACAUGGCCCACCAGGCAACCCCUAGUUCUCAGAAGGCCCUGAUGAUGGAGCUGAAGUCCCUGCAGGAGCAGCCAGUGGAGGGCUUCCGCAUCACCCUGGUAGAAGAGUCUGACCUCUACAACUGGGAAGUGGCCAUCUUCGGACCGCCCAAUACGCUGUAUGAAGGAGGCUAUUUCAAGGCUCACAUCAAGUUCCCAGUUGACUACCCAUACUCCCCUCCCACGUUUCGCUUCCUCACCAAAAUGUGGCACCCAAAUAUUUACGAGAACGGAGAUGUGUGCAUCUCCAUUUUGCCCCCGGUCGACGACCCCCAGAGCGGGGAGCUUCCGUCUGAGAGGUGGAACCCCACCCAGAACGUCAGGACGAUCCUGCUCAGUGUGAUCUCUCUGCUCAACGAGCCCAACACCUUCUCUCCGGCCAAUGUAGACGCCUCGGUCAUGUUUCGCAAGUGGAGGGACAGCAAAGGCAAAGAUAAAGAGUAUGCAGAGAUUAUAAGGAAGCAGGUGUUGUCAACGGCGGCGGAGGCUGAGCGGGACGGUGUGAAGGUGCCGACCACGCUGGCCGAGUACUGCGUUCAGACCCGGGUCCCCUCUCAGGACAGCAGCUCCGACCUGCUCUACGACGACCUCUACGACGACGACAUGGAGGAGGAGGACGAGGACGAAGACGAGAGCGAGAUGGAGUCCGUGGGCGAGGCCGGGGCCAUCAGCUGCCUGGAGGACGGUGGGACAUCCACCAGGCACUAUGACAACCAGGACGACUCUGGCAACGAAGACUCAUGAUGAUCUGGAAGAUAAAUCCUCCCUGCCAAUUUAGUCCUGCAGUCGUCUUUCAUUUUUCAGAGUAUGUGGAUGUGUGUGUGUGUGUGUGUGUGCGCGUGUGCAUGUGUUUGCACAAACAGUGGGGUCAAAAGUCUACUGCCAAAACGUUUAAUGAUUUGUUAAACUGAUACAAGUUUGAUUGAGUCAAUGUUUUCACAUGCUGUCAAAAAAAAAAGAAAAAAAAGAAACAACAACUUUGCAACAGAUGGUUGUUGGAACUCUUUCCACUUAAAGUCAGAGUUUGGUGUUCUCACCGUUUGCCUUAACAACACCUUGCACUCUGUCUAAUGUUUAGUAAACAAAUUAUUCCAGCCCGGUGUAGGAGAUUCUUAAAAAUAUUACUAAAACCCAUAUUUUAGAUUUAUCAAGCAUUCAGUCAUUUUUCAGCAUGCGAACGUCAAACUGGACGACCGUCCUCUUGAAUAUUUACAUCACCAAUCCAGUUUAAUUUCUAUGUUAUACCAGUCCCUGUCAUAUUUUUAUUACACUCACGAAACUUUGAUUACUCUUCAUCCUUGCUGUGUCGCUUGGCUUUGUGUCAGCGUGCUUCCUGGACGCCAUCUGGAGUCUGACUGGCCCAGGUUUGAAAUGACAGAAGAAACUUUGUGCAAUCUUUGUCUUGACAAUGCCACUAUUGUUGAAAAACUAAUGAAUAGGUUUAUUUUAGUACAUGAGUACUUCGUUAGUGAAAAUGUGCUCAUUAAAAAAAUGAAACGAAGCGCUGUCGUUUGAGUUUGACAGGCUGCUGUUGCUGAUAAAUGAUGACAAUAAGUUGCGUUUUCUGCCUGGAGUUGAGAGAGAUUGGAUUCAUGGUGCGUUUUCUUGCAGCCGUUUUCCCAUUUACCCAGUUGAGACUAUGUGUUCUCUGACUCGUCUCUUAUAUUUCCUGCUGCGUCUCAGGCGGUCUGGUGAGUGGGACCCUUGGCCCUUUGGCUCAUUAGGCGAUCAAUGAGCUGGGCAGCUUGUCCUCUCAACUCUCAAAGUUCUCCGUUUGACUUUCACUUGAUUGUCUUCCAGUGUUUUGGAAAAAUGUCCGAUGCCCCAUCGCCGAUACCACACUGCAACCAUAAACCCCAGUAAUGUAUUGGGAUCUAAUGUGAUGGAGCAAAACAGUCCAGCGUCAUCUUGCAAAGAAUCUUAACGUAUGUCUGAACUUUGUCUGUCAUUCGAACACGUGUAUUUUAUGGAUGCAAAGUGAUUUUGUUGGGUUUUUUUGUUUUGUUUUUUUAAAAAAAAAAAAGAUUCAAGGGGCGUUGAAUACUUUUUUCAAGGUAUUGUAACUCAAUUUCUCUGUCGUAUCUCAACCAUUCAAACUUGUUUCCUUUUUGGAGAACAGACGAUCGGUGACGAUCCUCGGAACCAAACGACUCCUCUUUACGUUCUUUUCUUGCUCAUUGUCAGACCACGUUGCUCUGUUGGCUUCCGAUCCACAUGUGAGCGUUCACACACCUCCGAAUGUUGCAUUCGGUCCAGGUCGGGCUGCUUUGUCUUGGGUUUUCUUCUCGCUUUGUGAAGAGAAUCAGAAUUACUCUAUAGGGACUUCUCCUUUAGACAAGCCAGACAUUGAGAUGCAGUUGAUGAGAAGAAGUUAAAAAAAAUAAUAAAUGUUGCUGUGACUCAAACUUGUGCUUUAAUGCUACUUCAUUAGUAUUGAAAAUGUAUUUCUGUUUUAAACAACAGAAAAAAAUUGUUUAAAUAAGACACUGAUUGUCUGUUACCUGCGCGUGUGUGUGAGAGCAUUUACUUUUAGCAUUUUUUUUUUUGUUCUUUAUGAUGUCAAGUUUUUAAUCUUCACCCAAACGUCCCUUCAUUGGAAUACAGUCAGACUCUCGUCACCUGAGCAAUGAAUGAAACUUCCACCCCGAGAGAGAGAAAGAGAAAGAGAGAGAGAGAGAGAGAGAACUCGUCUCUUAUUUCCUGCUUGUCCGCCGGCCUGGAUUGGCUGGAGAUUUGAGGGAUUGAGGAAAAAUAACAGACCUUCUUAGUAUUAAGCUUUAUGAACAUGCUGACCAGCACAACGUGACCGACUCAAAACACAGGAAUCUCACACAAACUUUGCGUUCUAAGAGUCUCUCGUCCCGUUGAGCGCUCGCUUCAAACGGAUGGAUCUUUACGCCACGGACACAAACAACCCCACGAGGCCUCAUCUGAAAAGCAUGCUGAGGAUUUACAUGUUUUGUUUGGGUUUUUUUUUUCACACUCAUUAUAGGAUACCCAUUGAAUUUUAAUGUGAAGCUGAAGGAGUUUUCAGCUGUUUCUCCUGGGCCUGUUCUUUGGGGAAGAAAGUGGACCUGUAACAUAAUUCGGAAAGAUGCCCACAGAUCUCUGGUUGUCUCUAAAUAUUGCCUCCUUCUGCUCCCCCCACACCCACUCAGUCCCAAUCAUGCACAAACGUAAACCCCUGCUAACGAUUCGAAAGCACCAACCUUGUCUAUCUCCGAGAUGAAUUGUUAAACAUGAUGUGAUGUGCACAGAUCAGCUAUAAUAUCAUGAAGUGAAAAUCACCCUAGCCAUUCUGACCCCCUUUCAGGCAGUAAUUAAUUUCUUUAACAUUUAAGGAGUCACUUUAAGUGGGUUUAAUUGGACUGCUGGGUCAUGGCAUCUCCACUAAAGUGAUGCGGCUAUCAGGUUUUCGCUGGCCAAACCUAAUUUCUAGUUUUCUUCCCGUUCAGACUUGCCAAAUCCCAAUUUUCAUUUUAUUCCUAAGCAUUAUUAGUGCAGAUGGAACAAUAAGAAUGAACAACUUCUGGAUUUCUAUAAGGACCGCUCUGAUAAUUCAAAUUUUGACAGAUUCCAUGUUUUUUUUUGUUUUAUUUUUUUCCCCAACAAGCUUUUAACAUUAAAAAAACAAAAUUGUGGAAGUGUUAUGCCAGAUGUAGUUUCGAGUCCGACAUAAAAAAAUAAGAUAUUCUACUUUCCCCCCUAGUUAUGCAUCACAGCAUAUAAAUUAGUUUAUUUAUUAUUAUUAAACUCAAAAACAACAAUGCACGCUCUCAGUUAAUUUGACCGAGGUCUGAAAAUGUUCUUAAUCUUAAUGCAUUUUCUAAACUUGCAGAUAUAACAGCCACUCAAAUGUAAAUUUGAGUGAAAAAUUCAAACUAACAUGCACCUACCAAAAAAAAAAUCAACAAAAAACUGGAAAACGUGCUGCACAGUCAUUGAUGGAGGUCGUGGUUUUGAAUCCAACAAAAAGUGAAUAAUUACUAUUGUUCAUUCAUCAUAGACCUGUGUGUCUUUAUAACAUUCAGUGUGGAAUGAAGGGUUGAAAUGUUUUUGGCUUAUCAGUGAUUCUGUGGUUCUGCUGCUGAGUUUGAAUUGAUUUUGAAAAAGGGAAAACAACUGUCUGCAUUAUGAUCCGCAACCUUUACAGACCCACAGAGCUUCCCUGUGCCUCCUUGCAACAUAAAAACGUGCCCAUUAGAAAAAAGUGACAUUUCUUCGCUGCUGUAUGGUACAGCUGAAGGAUCAGAGUUACCAUUUCCUGGAAAAUCCUCCCAUGCGACUGAAAAACGCACUAGUGAACUUCCAAGAGUCCAAACUUUAAAAUCUAAAUCCAAGUAACCAAAGCAAAGAAAUUGGGGGAAAUCCUGUAUAUUUAGCUGUAGCUGGUUAGCUUAUUUAGCAUUUAGAGAAAAAAAACAACAAGUCUGGCUCAGGGGCUCUGUCCAGCAGUAAUAAGGGGUACUAAUGAGCACCUUUGGGGAAAUAAAAACACAGUUUGUGCUUUUACUUGGACUCGGUUUCUGUGCUGGACUACACUCUGAGCAGGAGACGUGACCUCAGACGUGACCUCACACUGAAAUGGGUUAAUUGUGCCCCUGAUUUCCACUUGUACUAAGCGAGCUAACUUGGUGAAGUAGCUCGUGUAUUUACCACACAUACCAAAGAGCUGUAUCGGUUUUCUCGAGGAUGUGAAAUAAAUUUCCACAUCUGCUCAAGAGCCCAGUGUCAGUUCCUGGCAAAGCUUCAGAUCUGAGGUUCAGGCCCGGUAGGAGCGACAGCAUCACCCAGUUACAAACCAAAUGUUGGCCUUGGUUUUUAUAAGGCAGAACGGAGGAAGGCAAGAGCUAUUAUUAAAAAAAACAACUGCAAAAUCCCUACAUAUAGCCCCACAAAAAAAACCUGAAAUCUUUUAGUUAAUUUAAUGUGUCUUGUGUAAACAAAUCCCUUCCAAAAACUCCACAAUGUCACUACUGAAAGAUAGACGCAUCCACAAUGUCCAUCCUGUUGAUGCUGAUCCAUGUUUGGUAUCAUUCGAUUUAUUUAUUUUUUCUUCUGUUGCAAGGGUGCAGAUUUUUCCGUUUUUGCAAACCCCCCUUCGGUGUUGGGUUUGAUUGUAAAAUGACUGGCUAUCCCUCGCCGAGCCUAAAUAUCAUCAAACACGAAACCUUGAAGAAAGCAGGUCUUCAGGCUAAAGCUGAAAAGUAUGCAGGAGUAAAAUUAAUUGUGUUCAAGUUGUAAAGUCAUUAAGAAAUAAAUAAAAGUUGGUCCUUGA